Dovyalis caffra is the source of this 2640-nucleotide messenger RNA. NCBI's taxonomy places the organism in Eukaryota, Viridiplantae, Streptophyta, Magnoliopsida, Malpighiales, Salicaceae. The record is from the annotation of a GenBank genome assembly.
AUGGGAGCAUCAAAGGCUCGAGUAGCUUCCUUGGAUUGGAUGGAAACAAAAGGUUUUGGGCUUGAAACACAUGUAGCGCAGCAAAGCCGGAGAGAUAAGUUGAGAUUUCAACAAAGUUUAACUUUAGUCCAGCAUCUAGACGACUUCUCUAACAAUUUGGAUCAAUUGGCAGUCGCUCCUGGGCUAACCCCAGAUCUUGUCCAGGUUCGACAUGUUGGGAACGGAAAUAUACUUUAUGACCCAACUUUGCUUUCCUCUGCAAUGCUCAAUUUUGCAACAAGUUCUAAUGUUUUAUCAGCUCAAAGGGAUGCAAUGGUUGAUCAAGAAAUAGGUCAAGCACACCUCAAUCGCCCCAUUGCAGUCGAGGAUUCUUCGUUCUCCAGUAUGUCUCACCCAGUUUUGUCGAACUUAAAUGCUUCACCUACAGCCAGUAAUGGUGAUGCACAGGGAUGUAGCAACUGGACGAAGCUAGGUUCAGAGCAUAGUUAUGAUUUGACUGUUGAUUACACAGGUGGAUCAGUAGUUGCGGAGAGGAAUCAGAAACUGAUGUCUGCUGGGGAUGUCCUGUCAAAUAAUGCAAGGGUAACCACCAUUUCUACGUAUCCACAGUAUUUGAAGCCUGGUUACAAUGAAUACCGAGAUAUUGAGCUUCAAUCUUCUGUAGUCAAUCCCUCAGAUGAAUUUUCUAGUCAAGAUAGCCAAAAGCAGUUCCGGGAAGUGCAGUUUACCACUCAUCCACUUUACCAAAAUACACUGCAAGACGUUGUUACAUCAGGAUUGAUUGGGAGAACUAAAGAAUGUAUUCUCCAUCCAUCGUGUGAAGAUCAAUCAACCGCUUUACAUUUUAAUAAUGUCAAUGCUUGGUUAAGAAGGCCGACUGAGAACUCCCAUCAAUGGAGUGGUGAGUUGGGUCUUAUUACAAGGAAGAGCUCCCAAGAGCUGGGGAUUGUUCCAAAUGAUGAUAAUACUCAGGGCUUAUCUUUGUCUCUUUCGUCAAAUCGGUCAUCUGAAGUCAAUGAAACUCAGUUUGGAGAAGCAUAUGAAUCUGAGUGUUUGCAAUCAAAGAAUGGCUUUCCCCAAGAACCUCAUCACGAUUCAAAAGUUUCCAAGGCAAGUUAUCUGUGUCCGUUGCCAAGGUCAUCAAAUCUCAGUCUCUGUCCAUUGCCAAGGCCAUCAAAUCAAAGCAAAGGUUGCGGAAAAUCAUUACAAGACUUACCGGGGAAUGCUACAAAUAUUCUUCGAAAUACUGGUCCUCUUGGGCCUUUCACUGGAUAUGCAACUAUCCUAAAUAGUUCUAGAUUCUUCAAGCCAGCUCAAGAGCUAUUGGAUGAAUUCUGUGGGGAGAAGGGUCUGAAACUCAUAAGAACAUGCGAGUUGCCCAAGAGGAUACGUGAAGAAGCUAGUCCUCCAGCUUUGAGUGAAGCUGUUAAUGCAGCUGAUACAGGCGAUGAGGCUAAUGAUGGAAAUAAUUUAGGUGCUUCAUCCUUAACUUUUCGCAGAUCAAAUGAAGAAAUUGGUGAUUGUGGAGUAGGAAACAGUUCUUCUGGAUCUUAUAGGCCAGAGUACCAACAAAUGAAGGCAAAGCUCCUAUACUUGCAGGAGGAGGUUUGCAGAAGGUACAAGCAAUAUCAUCAGCAGAUGCAAAUGGUGGCUUCAUCUUUCGAAUCAGUUGCUGGUCUUAGUGCUGCCACCCCCUACAUUUCUUUGGCUCUCAAGGCAGUCUCAGGGAAUUUUAGGUCCUUAAAACAUGCCAUCUCCGAUCAGCUCAAGCAUGUUACAAAAGCCAUAGGAGAGAAUCUGUUCUCCCCAAAUACAUUUGGAAGCAGUACUGCUGGGAGCUUCAGAUACAAGGACUAUCAAAGCUUUCAGAAGAAUAAAUCUGGUGGGCCAAAUGUGGGUUACCUUGAGCCCCAAGAACACAUAUGGAGGCCUCAAAGAGGCCUACCGGAACGUGCAGUCGUGUCAAAUUGGUUCAUAAAUGCCCGGGUGCGGCUCUGGAAACCUAUGGUUGAAGAAAUACACACACUCGAAACCAAAGGUUUGUUGGAAAACAAUCAAAGUUCUGGGAAGAAUGGUGGGAAUUCUACUGAGCCUCCCUGCCAGCCAGAUGGUGAUCACCAAGACUCCAAAAAGCCCGGUACAAAUUACCUACUUAGUAAACAAUUGGAAUUCUCUGGUAUUGGCUCCUCAGGAGGCAGUGGAGAUCAACUAGAUGCAGAACAGUGGAAUCAAGAAAAGAGAUUGAGAAUGGAAUUUCAGGUUCCGAUGAGUGCAGACAGAUCGCUGAUGAAUUUUAUGCCAUAUCAGAAAACUGGGAGUGAAAAUGGAGGAGGCCUUGGCGCUGUUUCACUUACUUUGGGUCUAAGGCAUGGUGUUGAAAAUGCACAACAUCAACAACUGCAACAAAAUGAGAACCGGCUUAGGCGGCCAUUUGGAGGUUUUGAUGAAGUUGGAGCUAAGAAGGGGCAUGAGGAAUUAUUAGUAAAAACUUGCAUGCCUGUGUGCAUGAAAGAAGAGGGUGCUACUGUUACGGUUUGUCAAAAGAGCUGUGAGGAUGCAAGCAAAAUUAUCUUAAGAAACCCAAGCUUUCUCGGGGCGUUAAUAGGAAGUUCUGAACCAGGUUUAAAUCCUCUCCUGUAG